Ostrea edulis (European flat oyster) is the source of this 3896-nucleotide messenger RNA. RefSeq names its product galactoside alpha-(1,2)-fucosyltransferase 2-like. Gene Ontology annotation, cellular component: membrane. NCBI's taxonomy places the organism in Eukaryota, Metazoa, Mollusca, Bivalvia, Ostreida, Ostreidae. The coding region runs from base 248 to 1399 and encodes 383 amino acids. The transcript has 6 exons. Gene Ontology annotation, biological process: carbohydrate metabolic process. Gene Ontology annotation, molecular function: galactoside 2-alpha-L-fucosyltransferase activity. The record is from RefSeq and is a predicted model, not a curated record.
GACAAUCGGAAGGCCUCGGGAAUUAUACCAACUUUGAUGCAGACACUGACUGAAUGAUCAGAUUAUCUUGAAUAUUACUGCAAGAAAAUUUUGAUUUAAAGGUAGAAAUGACAGAGAAUAUAACACAGGGAAUUUUAGGAUACAUGCAACAACCAAACAAUUUCCAUGGAAGCUGCUUUCUGCAUUUUGUGAAUUAGAGUAAAAUGGCAAGGAUAUGGUUUUUGUAGAUUGAAGCUUACUCCACACAAUGACCAGAUCAUGCUUUAGGAUGCAAGAUUUUGUAAGGAGGUUUACAGUAGGCCUGUGCAUUGUUCUCCUGUUGGGGGCUGCAUUUGUCAUGGUGGAAUUUUUCUCUAUAACUUCAUUCACAUCAAGAAACCAAAUGACAGUCUCUACUGAGGUUAAUAAGCCCUUGGAUUGGAAAUCCGCUAACCGAGUGCAAAAUUCUCUCCGUGACAAAAAGGAAUAUUCUCUGCCUAUCCAAAAAUCCAUCCCAAAGCAUGAGCAAAAGUCUAUCUCAGUACUGAAAAAGCCCAUUGAUGUCAUAAGAUAUACAGCAAAACCGAACGUCAUCAAACCAGCUCCUACUCAUUAUGUCACUGUAAAUUUCGAAGGACGGCUUGGAAAUCAAGUAUUUGAAUUUGCAUCAUUAUUUGGAAUUGCCAAGCAUAACAAUUUAAUACCAAUCAUUCCUUCAAAUGCAUUACUACGCAGAAUCUUCAAAAUUACUGUGGGAAAUACUAAGCCUGAUAUUAAACACACCAAACGAUAUCAUGAGAAAAAAGGUUGCACCUUUGAACCAGCUCUAAUGUCUAUGGGUGAAUCCGAGAACCUAUGGAUAAAAGGUUACCUUCAAAGUUAUAAAUAUUUUCAGCAUGCAGAGAAGGAACUUAGAGAACAAUACACAUUUCAAGACCAUAUUGCACAAAAAGCCAAAUCCACAUUCCAAACCGUUAUUGCAACAAAGAAAAGCACCCCUGAUACUGUGUAUGUGGCUGUUCAUGUUCGUCGGGGGGAUAUGAAAAAUAAUCAAAAUUUUGUUAAGUAUGGAUAUACUAUUGCUAGCCUCGAUUACAUUAACAAAGCAAUGAACACAUUCCGAAAAGACUUCAAAAAUCUGCUGUUUGUUGUGGGAUCUGAUGACUUGAAAUGGUGCAAGGAGAACUUGAAGGAAGAUGACACUGUGUUUAUCCCCCCUGGCAGCUCUCCUGAAAUGGAUGUUGCGAUAUUGACGAACUGUAACCAUACAGUGGUGACCGUUGGCAGUUACGGUUGGUGGACUGCGUGGCUUAUCAAUGGUAAAACAAUCUACUAUAAAGGCUUUCCAACGCCUAAUUCCAAUCUGGCUGCCUUGUUCAAGGCAGAAGACUAUUACUUACCUGGGUGGAUACCGAUGUGAUUAGAAGACUAUUACUUACCUGGGUGGAUACCGAUGUGAUUAGAAGCUUUUAUAUGCUUUAUUUAAGGUACAUAUGCUCAAUUUUUUUAAUGUUAAAUUUAAUGAAGAUGCUAAGACUACAGCAUUAUACAAACAUGAUAAAUAAAAUGAGGUUAAGAUGUAAAUGAAAAUAGUUUCAAAAUAUGACCCUAUUUUUUGACACUUCUUCCAAAAGGAGCCCACGGGUUUGUCUUAUUAAGACAUACUGUGUGCUAUUUAUCCAAUUCUUGGAUAUGUGCGUUCUACGCUUUAGUAUAUUACACAUCAUCAAGCACAAAGAAUUUAGUGUGAUAGGCCCUUAUUCCUAUCUAUACCGAAGGUGGACUCGGCUAUUGUUUUCUGACUACGUGUAAAGAGGGCUCAGGCAAUACAUGCAUCAUACAAAUAAGACUGAUCAAAGAUGUCCGAGAGUUAAAUUUGUCAAGAAUGAACUUAAGAUUUUGACCUAUUCCUUCAUCUGGAAUUACCUCAAGGUACCUAUAGGUAUAUUAACAAUGCUAGUCUGGAAACAAAAAAAUUCUAGUAAUUAGGCCUAGAAUGUUUUUCAAUAUUUUUGUUUAGAACUAAAUUUUCGGCAAUUCUAAAAUCAUCAGCCAAAAUGAUUAAUAUUAUCAAGUAAUUAUGAAAACCCAAAUAUGGUUUAAAGAGAAAUGAUAUUAUCAAAUUCAUUUUAAUGUUUGAUUAGAUAUUGUAUUAUCUAUUUUGAAUUAUUAUUUGAAUUUUAUGUUGUCAUUGAAAUAGGAAUUUUUAAAUUUAAUUACUGUACAACACUACAGGAACCAGAUAUUAUUUUAUGUACUAUAAAAAUCAUCAAUUAUUAUGUAGAUUUUUCAUGCAUUAAUUUUGUUUGUUGUUGUAAUGCAGGAAUGUUUGUUAUUUGUGUAGAGUUGAUCCUGUGAGUCUGGACAGUAUGUUUCUCACUCAGGGAUCUUUAUGCUUUUAUGUUUUGUCAACAUAUCAAAUAGUUGAUUAUAUUUUGAAGCCAAAUGUAUAUGCUUGGGGUCUUAGUUUGUAAAAUCCUAAAUUACAAUGAAGUCAAGAGAAAUUACAGACCUGUAAGAUAUGAGUAGAAAUUAUAGUCCUACAAAUGUUGUAUAGAGAUGACAGUCUCACAAGCUCUGAAUAGAGAUGCUAAGAGUAGAAUUGAGUCCUCAAGCUUUGGGUAGAGAGCAGAGUACUACAAACUCUGGCAAGAUAUUACAAAGAAGGUAGUUUUUGUUGACACAUUGUAUUCAGUUAGUCUCAUAACCUUGAACAAUUAUUCUCAUUACUUUUUCAAAUUAUCCAACAACUUGAUAUUCUGAAUGUCUAAUGAUUUUAAUGAACAAAUCAUCUCUUACUAUGAUAUUCAGGGAUAUUUCAAUGUUGCAGCAUGCAUUUGAAAAAAUAUAUACAUGUAUAAUGAUGACCCAACCUUAAAAAAAGAAUUGCUUGUAGUGUGAUUUGAACUUGUAUACACAUGUAGUGUCCCAUAUCAGAAUAAUUUCCUUUACCAUUGGGUCUCACAGAACUGGAAGUGUUUAGAAACUUCUCCUUUGUAAAUUUCACUGACAGUUGUUAAGGAAUGAAGACUGUUAGACAAUUUCUUCUAUAUAUAUACCAAAUGUCAAGUACUUACAAGGUAGUUGAAAAGGGAUGUUCUCUUUGCAAUGCCCUUGUUUUAGUUAAUUUAUACUUCCUUUUCCAGAGUGGAAACCAAAUACUCAAAUAUAUGUAUAUCUUUAAAAAGUUCCAAGCCUUCUUUAUGAUAACAUAAUAACAGCGAUACAAAAUAAAGGACUAUGUACAUGUUUCCAGUUUGGAGUGUAUGGUUCAAGUCUUAUUCAUCUUUUCAAAAACACUUUUUUUUAAAGUAAGAUGUUUGAGAUUUGAAAUAGAAUUUGUUUUUGGUGUUAUUUCUUGUAUUUUCUUUACAUUAUAGAGCGAUGUUAAUUAUAGGAUACCAGUCGCGUAUCUUUGAAAGUCAAAAUUUGUAAAAUAUUCUCCAAGUGGCUUCAUAUUUGCAGACAGAAAUUUAUUUUUUUCAUCAAAAUUACUAAAUUUUGGAAAAGGCUAAGAUAAUAUAUUAGGUACAUAUCUUAAGGUUACCAACUAUUUUUUUUAAAAUUAUAACAAUACAAGAAAGUUAUACAUAUUUUGAUAUAUGACAAAACCAUGUACAUCCUUCAAACAAUAUUAUAUGAUUUUGAUUACAUAGUAGUAAGAGCACGACUCUGCUGUAGGCAAAUUUAUGUUGUGUUUGUUUUGGUAUCCCAUCCAUACCAAGAUUAGCUUUCGUUUUAAGUACUAGACUACAUGUACAUUUAAUGAUUUAUUUCAUAUACGCAAUACACUGUUUUACUUUAGCUACCUGUUGCAAGUCUUUGCUUGGGUGAAAUUUACACAUAUAUAUAACAUUUAAGAGUCUGUGUAUUACAUUCCAAUUGAAAAUAAAAACACAAAAAUAAGAUUGCAAAAA